AUGUACAGUAGAGGGUAUCCGCCACAAAGUCCGCGAUUUUCGCCAAACAGACGAGGUAGUGGGGGGAACCAUCACUACAACCCGUACAACAACAACGGCACUUCAAAUCUAACAAACUGCGGUUUUCAACAGAGACAGCAUUAUCGAACACCGAGUCCUCGUGGCUCACAGCAAUACACCUCGCCGUCACCCCAGUUUCAAAUCCCUAGGUCUCCCAUGGAAGCUAUGUUUCUUGGGCCGGCAGUACCUAGUCCUUACGGGGGAGGCGGCCACGUUCCGAGGGGUGGCUAUUCUCAGGGUGCCCCCGGCAUAAGCCCAUACUCCGCACAACGUUCUCCUCGGCAUUUCUCACCACGCCAGAAUACCUUCCCAUACUGCUCCUCUCCUCGAGGAAGAGGGAACUUUUCACAGGGAAAAACCUCCACGCCGAAGUUCAGAGGUGGCAGACCAGGAAGGGGCAAAAAUAAGAAUAUUGACUGUAAUCCUGGUGGGAGUUCUGAUAUUAGGAUGUAUUAUAAUAACUCAAUGAUGGAGGACCCCUGGAAAAGAUUGUCACCCAAACCGUUCAUAAACGCCCCACCCUCAACCACGUGA
This is a messenger RNA of Liolophura sinensis, 594 nucleotides long. RefSeq lists its product as uncharacterized. Lineage: Eukaryota; Metazoa; Mollusca; Polyplacophora; Chitonida; Chitonidae. The record is from RefSeq and is a predicted model, not a curated record. Bases 1 to 594 code for a protein of 197 amino acids. The transcript has 2 exons.